AUGGUCAUCUGCGGUGGUGAUCACGGUGGACUGGAUGGUUCACGAUGUUAUGGCCACCAACAAGAACAAAUGUCUCACAACAAGACCAACUCCCACAGCCUCUUGAUCGAGAACAUCUACUGCGACUCUAAUGGGAGAUGUGCCAUCGGAUCCCUCGAUUCCCGCGCCAACGUCUGCAACUAUCGUCUACCGCAACGUCUACACAGGGACACGAACCAGACGAUGAUAUUCAAGAGCAACGGCAGCUCGAGCUAUGUAUCCAACGUCGUGUUUGGGGAGUUCAUAAUCGGUACACAAACCAGCCCUAUUCCCUUCCUUCAAUUCUCCUCCACACAGAAUACUCGUCAAUAA
Aspergillus neoniger CBS 115656 is the source of this 351-nucleotide messenger RNA. RefSeq lists its product as uncharacterized. The transcript has 4 exons. NCBI's taxonomy places the organism in Eukaryota, Fungi, Ascomycota, Eurotiomycetes, Eurotiales, Aspergillaceae. The coding region runs from base 1 to 351 and encodes 116 amino acids. The record is from RefSeq and is a predicted model, not a curated record.